AUGCAGCAACAGCAGCAGUUUGGCAACCAACAGCAAGCCCCGUAUCAGCAACACAGUUAUACCGAUCAAAUAGUGCCGGAACACGUGAGCGUGACGACGAACAGUGCCGGUCUAGCAGUGCUACAAGAUACUUCGUCGACGGUGGCUGCUCUUCAGCAGCAACAGCAGCACCAAGACAUGCUUGUGAUAUCUGGUGCUCAUAAUCCCAGUAAUCAACAGCAACAGCAGCAGCCGGCUUACGUCGACUAUGUCCCCUGGCUACAGCAAUGCGUUGCAGUGCAGCCCGUAGAGCUCGACACGCUCCUAUCGAGGAACGAUGGCCACAGGGUGGACGACGACGACGUCGCCAAGGACAGCACGAUCGACGAGUACUUCGAGCAGGUCGGCCCAGCGGCGUGUCGGCCGAGUUUCGUCGCAGCCGUCGUCAAUAAUACACAGCAGCAGCAGCGAGGCGCGCAUCAGCAUCAUCAUCAUCACGGCCAAUCGUCGUCGUCGUCGUCGUCGUCGUCCUCGGGGCAUCAUUCGUUGCAUCAGCAGUCGUCGGCGCACGUGACGACGUUGCAGAACAACCCCAGCGACGACGACGUCUUUCUCAGGCCGCCUCUCUGGGAGGACAUUACGUCGAGCAUACAGAAAUUAGAUCCCGAGAAUGCCGACAUGCUCGGACAGGCUCAGACGGUCUCCCACCUACACGUAAAGUUGGAGAAUCUCUCGGACGAUCAAAUCGAUCCGAUGUCGUCGCCACAGCCGGUCCUGUCGCCUCAAGACAUUAAACCCGAUCCUCAAUCGUUGUCGCAACCGACGCUUCAUCUACUCGAGGCUCCAACGUCGUCGUCGUCGUACAUCGCCGCAGCCAAUAGGCAGCAGCAUCAUCGGACCAAUGCCUUCAAAUUGUUUCCCUGCACCAACAACAAUAAUCCUAGUACCAAUAACAACAACAGCAUACACAAUAAUUGCAACGUGAGCAGUAACAGCACAGAACAGACGCAAUCGACAAACAACAAUAGUAGCAAUAACAACAACAGCAACAAUAGCAAUGGUGCGCUGUCCUCGCUGACGUUUGGCUCGAUGUCGCGUCUCAUGUACGUUUCACCUCUGACGCCGCCGAUUUCCGAUCCUGGCUCACCUCUGGCCGGUGGACCGUCGCGUAGGACGCCCCCGCCGCCGUACCCUCAAAUCCAGUUGACGACGAGUAACGCCAAUAAUCCUGGAAAUAAUGGCCUCCUGGUCGGGGCUAAUAGUAACAAUGCGGCCUCGAGCUUGAGAUUGGGCUCCUCCACGACGACGGGGGCGGCAUCGGCGAAUAACACGACGUCGGGGACGGUCGGCCAGACGGGCCAUACAACAAAGUUCAACAGAAGAAAUAAUCCGGAAUUAGAGAAGCGGAGAGUUCAUCAUUGUGAUUUUCGAGGAUGCACGAAGGUGUACACAAAAAGUUCGCACCUCAAAGCUCACCAGCGCAUCCAUACGGGUGAAAAACCGUAUCAUUGCCACUGGCCGGAUUGUGAGUGGCGCUUCGCACGCUCGGACGAGCUUACGCGCCAUUAUCGCAAGCACACGGGGGCCAAACCCUUCAAGUGUACCGUCUGCGAGAGGUCCUUCGCCAGGAGCGAUCAUCUGGCCCUGCACAUGAAACGGCACGCGCCCAAGCUCACGGCCAAGUGAUAAUUGACCGCGCAACCCGAAGCAAACCCAUUUUCCCACCAAGAAGUCUCAGUUCAAUAAUUGUUGAUAUAGUUUUUAAUUUAAAUACCGAAUGAAUUAUUACUUUUUAAUUUUAAAAUAUCUCAAUCAUUUUCUGUGUAUUCCAGUAUCUUAUAUUGCCUGUAAAUCAAAAUGUAUUGGGAUACCCGCGAGAUGCCCCGUAAAUACUGUAUAUUUCGCUCUCUAUAUUCUCUCCUUUUAAACUUAUCUCGCUGCUCGGCCAUUCGAGGUCAGCGCGCAAACAUCGGCAAAAUAUUUAUUCUACACCAUUAAAGCUCAAACGAUAAGCUUGCGACAGCUUAUGAUCUCCCUUGUGCUCUUGAGAGCUUUAACCGACUUCUAUCGAUGACUAGUGAUCUGACACAAGAGCCACUCGAUUAAAUACCUUAAUUAUUGU
Molecule: messenger RNA, 2101 nt
Organism: Trichogramma pretiosum
Lineage: Eukaryota; Metazoa; Arthropoda; Insecta; Hymenoptera; Trichogrammatidae
Product: dendritic arbor reduction protein 1-like
Exons: 8
Coding region: 1-1665 (554 amino acids)
Biological process (GO): regulation of transcription by RNA polymerase II
Molecular function (GO): DNA-binding transcription factor activity, RNA polymerase II-specific; RNA polymerase II cis-regulatory region sequence-specific DNA binding
Source: RefSeq, a predicted model, not a curated record